AUGCGGAAGAUGAAUCGUGAUAUCAGCGAUGCUCGUCCGGACAUCACACAUCAGUGCCUGUUGACUUUGCUAGAUUCGCCCAUCAACAAGGCCGGUAAAUUGCAGAUUUACAUUCACACAGCAAAGGGAGUGUUGAUCGAAGUGUCUCCUUCUGUGCGAAUCCCCAGAACAUUCAAGCGAUUUGCUGGCCUCAUGGUUCAGCUACUUCACCGUUUGUCGAUCCGAUCCACCAACUCGAAUGAAAAGUUGCUUCGAGUGAUUCAGAACCCAAUCACUGACCACCUCCCCCCGAAUUGCCGCAAAGUGACGCUCAGCUUUGAUGCUCCGCUGGUUCGCGUCCGUGAGUAUAUGGAAACAAUCGGAUCGAAGGAGAGUAUUUGUGUAUUUGUCGGGGCCAUGGCAAAAGGCUCGGACACAUUUGCAGACUCGAUUGUGGACGAGAAGAUAUCUAUCAGCAACUAUUCACUAUCAGCCAGCGUGGCGUGCAGCAAAUUCUGCCAUGCAGCGGAGGAUGUAUGGGACGUUCUUUGA
Metarhizium robertsii ARSEF 23 is the source of this 531-nucleotide messenger RNA. Its product is annotated as Ribosomal biogenesis, methyltransferase, EMG1/NEP1. Lineage: Eukaryota; Fungi; Ascomycota; Sordariomycetes; Hypocreales; Clavicipitaceae. The transcript has 2 exons. Bases 1 to 531 code for a protein of 176 amino acids. Gene Ontology annotation, cellular component: nucleolus; small-subunit processome. Gene Ontology annotation, biological process: rRNA base methylation. The record is from RefSeq and is a predicted model, not a curated record. Gene Ontology annotation, molecular function: rRNA binding; rRNA (pseudouridine) methyltransferase activity.